This is a messenger RNA of Sceloporus undulatus (fence lizard), 2040 nucleotides long. Its product is annotated as vomeronasal type-2 receptor 26-like. Lineage: Eukaryota; Metazoa; Chordata; Lepidosauria; Squamata; Phrynosomatidae. The record is from RefSeq and is a predicted model, not a curated record. Gene Ontology annotation, molecular function: G protein-coupled receptor activity. Gene Ontology annotation, cellular component: membrane. The coding region runs from base 1 to 2040 and encodes 679 amino acids. Gene Ontology annotation, biological process: G protein-coupled receptor signaling pathway. The transcript is spliced from 4 exons.
AUGGUCCCAAAUGAAGCCCAUCAAAACAUGGGAAUUAUCUACUUGCUGAAAUAUUUCAGAUGGACAUGGGUUGGGCUAUUUGCCGUGGAUGAUGAUGGUGGAGAACAUUUCUUGAAGGCCCUGGAACCACAGCUUUCUCAAAAUGGAAUCUGUUCAGCCUUUGCUCUGAGAAUCCCCAAACAAGCAAUUCGGUUUACACCUGCUGUAUUCCAUAACAUACACUCUGAUCUAUAUGAAUGUUUUACAGAUAAGAAAGUCAGUACAUUUGUCUUCUAUGGAGAAACCAUGUCUGCCAUACUGCUGACAAUCUUGACAACGCAUAUAGAGAAAAACUUUGGGAAAGUGUGGAUCAUGACGGCUCAGAUGGAUUUGACUUUACUGGGAUUUCAGCCAGACUCAGACUGGCAACUUUUCAGUGGCAGCAUUUUCUUCAGUGUUCAUACAAAUCAGCUCCAAGGAUAUAAUACAUUUCUACAGACCAUAAACCCCUCUCAGAUGCAAGGAAGUAGUUUUCUCAAGGAAUUCUGGGAGCUGGUAUUCAACUGCGUUUUUCCAGAUAAAGGAAAGCCAGUAAUGGAUGAUAAAAUUUGCUCUGGGGAAGAGAGGCUGGAAAGUCUUCCUGGACGUCUUUUUGAAAUGAACAUGAGUGGCCACAGCUACAGUAUCUAUAAUGCUGUUUAUGCCAUAGCACAUGCUUUCCAAGCCAUGGAAUCUUUUAGAUUAAAACACAGAGCAACAGCGGAGGGUAAAAUUACUGAACUUCAAGACCUCAAGCCUUGGAAGAUGCAUCCUUUUCUUCAAGGCAUUUCAUUUAACAAUUCAGCAGGAGAAACUGUUUCUUUUAAUAAUAAGAGGGAAAUAGUAACUGUUCUUGAUAUUAUGAACAUGAUCGUGUUUCCAAACAAGUCCUUCUUUAGAAUGAAAGUUGGAAAGAUGGAUCCCAGGACACUUGAAGUCAUUAUAAACAAGGAUCUAAUUGUGUGGCCCAACUAUUUUAAUCAAGUGCUGCCGAUUUCAUUGUGCAGUGAUCCCUGCUAUUCUGGUUAUCAGAAGAAAAAGAAAGAAGGGGAGAAAUUUUGCUGUUAUGACUGCAUUCCAUGCCCAGAAGGGAAGGUUUCAGAUGCAAUGGAUAUGGAUAAUUGUAAUGAAUGCCCAGAAGAUCAGUAUCCAACAACGGACAAAGAUGGAUGCAUCUCCAAAGUCAUAACUUUUCUGUCUUAUGAAGAGCCUUUAGGGAUUGGUUUAGUUCUGAUAGCUGUCUUCUUUUCUUCCCUGACAGCUGUGAUACUAGGGACUUUCAUUAAGUACAGAGACACCCCCAUAGUCAAAGCUAACAACCGACACAUCACUUACACUCUCCUCAUCUCCCUUUUGCUCUGCUUCCUUUGUUCUUUCCUCUUUCUUGGAAGACCUAAGAAAGUGACCUGUUUUCUCCGGCAAUCAGCUUUUGGUGUUAUCUUCUCUAUGGCUGUUUCUUGUAUCCUGGCCAAAACCAUCACUGUGGUUGUUGCUUUCAUGGCCACCAAACCAGGGUCAAGCAUGAGAAAGUGGGUGGGGAGAAGAUUGUCCAAUUCUAUUAUCCUUCCUUGCUCCCUUCUUCAAGCCAGUAUUUGUACAGUAUGGAUGGGAACCUUCCCCCCAUUCCCAGAUUUGGAUACAUGGUCAGAGACUGCACAGAUUGUGGCAGAAUGCAAUGAAGGGUCCACCAUAAUGUUUUAUCUUGUCCUGGGCUACAUGGGAUUUCUUUCCAUCAGCAGCUUCACUGUGGCUUUCCUAGCUAGGAAGUUGCCAGACACUUUUAAUGAAGCCAAGUUCAUCACCUUCAGUAUGUUAGUGUUUUGCAGUGUUUGGUUGUCUUUUGUUCCAACCUACUUGAGCACCAAGGGGAAAUAUAUGGUAGCUGUGGAGAUUUUCUCUAUCUUAGCCUCUGGUGCUGGGUUAUUGGUUUUUAUAUUUUUCCCCAAAUGCUACAUCAUUAUACUGAGGCCUCAUCUGAACAACAAGGAGCAACUUAUAAGGAGAAACAAUUCUAGAAUCUAA